Molecule: messenger RNA, 1938 nt
Organism: Sinocyclocheilus anshuiensis
Lineage: Eukaryota; Metazoa; Chordata; Actinopteri; Cypriniformes; Cyprinidae
Product: cyclin-G2-like
Exons: 7
Coding region: 595-1587 (330 amino acids)
Source: RefSeq, a predicted model, not a curated record
CGAUCGUUUGUGUGUCACAAAUGUUAAUGAAAAUUAUAUUUAUUUUACUGGAAUUAUCGAAUCCCUUGUUAUUUUUGGUCGUCUUUGAUGUUUACGUUCAAAGCCAGUAACGUUACAUUUAUAAUUUUAAGUGCAUGUUUAAGUUUCAUUGAAGUUAAUAAUGUUUCAGCUCCCGCUUUUAUUAUACUGUAAUUUACAAAAACGUCGUCUAUUAUUUAAUGUCGAAAACAAACUGUACAGAAGAUUGAAACCCCUCCCCCUCUGGUCGAGGUAUUUUCCAGCUGAAGGAUCAACGGGACUCCACUGGAUGACAUUCACUUUCGAUCCUGUUUUAACCUUAUCAUUUUGGUCAACGAGUUUUAAAAAGGUCGAUUUCACAUUUAUUUGUCCAUCUCAGUCGGAAUGCGUCGGAUUUAUUUGUUUGGAUGUCCUGUAAGAAGGCGUUAACCAGCGAAACCCGACACCGAGGCUCAGCUGAGAGGAGGGGGCUGAGCAAAACCUUGACCCACCGCCCUGUGUUAACGGACUUUACUUGACUUUUUUAUGCCUUUUUAAAGGUGUUUUGACAACUUGAAACCCAGCCAAAGUGAAAAUAUGGAGGCCAUCAAACUGAUGAAGGAGCUGAAGAGCAAUUUGGAUCAGGAGGUUCAUUAUCUGCCAAAGGAAACGGGUCUCAGUUUGAUCGAAUCCACACAAGAGAACGGUAAUGGAGUUUCAGCCAAAUGUCGAGAUGCUCGAGUGGAAGAUAUCUGGAGCUUGACCAGUUUCUUCGGUUACAGCACUCAAACCUUUGUACUAGCCGUUAACCUGCUGGACAGGUUUAUAGCUAUGAUGAAGGUUCAGCCCAGGUAUCUGGCCUGCAUCAGCAUCGGUUGCCUUCACAUCGCCGCCCGAGUGACCGAAGAAGAGUGCAAUGUUUCGUCCAGCCAUGAGCUCAUUCGCAUCAGCCAGUGCAAGUUCACCAUCUCAGACCUCAGCCGAAUGGAGAAGAUCAUUUUGGAGAAGCUCAACUUCCAGUUAAAAGCCGUCACAGCCUUAACCUUCCUGCAUUUGUACCACGCCAUUGCACUUUCGCACACGUCCAACAGAAAAGACGUCCUGAAUCUUGACAAACUGGAAGCCCAGCUGAAAGCCUGCCUAUGCAGAAUUGUUUUCUCCAAAGCAAAACCUUCGGUGCUCGCUUUGUCGCUCUUGAUGCUUGAGAUCGAGGCCUUACAGUCUGUGGACCUGCUAGAAAUCGCCCAGCGCAUACAAACACACUUGAAGAUCUCGAAGGCUGACCUGGUGCACUGGCGAGGCCUGGUAGGCCAGUGUAUGAGGGAAUACUCCUCUCCAGAAUGUGCCAAACCUGACCACAAGAAACUGGUGUGGAUCGUCUCGCGGAGGACGGCACAGAACCUGCACAGCAGCUACCGCAGCGUCCCCGAGCUGCCCACCAUCCCAGAGGGCGCGUGGGACGAGAGCGAGAGUGAGGAUUCAAGCGAAGACCUGAGCUCUGGGGAAGAGAGUCUGAGCAGCUCGCUGGGCAGCGACGCCGAGGGACACUAUUUCCCCUCGAACUUCCGCUCCCGUGCCCACAGACAGUAAUACGCUCUAAACCACUCGUCAAGGAGCACAACUGCCAAUGGCGAUGUGGCCUCCACGCUGAUCUGAAUGGCUCCCUUGUCAUCUUCCAAGAUGAUGUCACAGACCUCUUCUGGCUGAAACCUAAUAGUUAUACAGCGAGGUGCCAUUGUGCCUGGGUUCAACGAAACCACUGAGUCCAAAAUAUCAGAAUUGUAUUUUAAAACUCUUCUUUUAUGGCUUUACAGAAAGCCAGUCCAGAUACUGUAAACAUCUCUCUUGAUUACUUGUUAAGCUAAAAGUAAAAUAAUUCAGCACUGCACAACACUGGCAGCUAAAAACUAAAAAAAAAAAAAAAAAGUAGCGUAGCGUUUA